GGGCGACCAAGGAAGUAUGAGCAAGGUGGCCAAGGAAGCGGACCCUCUCCUCGUCAAGAAGGCCGACACGGACGUCUUUGACGCGCGCAAGGAAUUCAUCACACUUGCCUCGAUGGCCGUGCAAGUGAGUCUGGCCAGCGUCGCCCGUAUCGCGCUCGUCUCGAUCGACUCGGCGUUCCUCGGGCACCUCGGCACGCAGGCGCUCGCCGCGUCCUCGCUGGCGUCGAUUUGGACGGCGGUCCCGCUCUUCACGGUCUGGAGCAUUGCGUCUUCGCUCGUCACGCUCUGCGGCCAAGCGUGGGGCGCCAAGAACUCGCAGCUCGUUGGCAUCUGGCUUCAAUUCGCGGUCAUUGUCGUCACGGUGCUCAUGGUGCCGGUAUUUAUUUGGUAUUGGUGCCUCGGCUACAUCAUGCAGUUUGCGACCUCGGACCCCGAGAUCAUUGAGCUCGGCACGCGCUUUGCCCGCAUCCUCGCCUUCUCGAUCUGGCCGUCGCUCCUCUACGCGUGCAUGCGCCAGUACUUCCAGGCCAUGGGCAUCGUCUUCCCCAUCACGAUUGUCGGCUGCGUCUCGAUUGUGCUCACGAUCGCGGCCAACUACGUUCUUAUUUACGGCUACGCGGGCUGGGGCGGUCUCGGCUUUGACGGGUCGCCGCUCGCGACCGUGCUCGCGUCGUGGUUCCAGCCCAUCUCGCUGUACCUCUACUGCUUCGUGUACAAGAAAUACCAUUUGCAGGCGUGGGGCGGCUGGCGCUUCGAAGAGCUCACGCGCGACCGCCUCGUUAUCUUUAUGCGCAUGGCGACGCCACUCGCACUCAACAACCUCCUCGUCAACAUGGCGCAGAGCUGCAUGUCGCUCAUUGCGGCCAAGCUCGGGUCCGAGUCGAUCGCUGCGAACGCCGUCAUGUCGACGCUCUGGAGCCUCGUGUGGGCGCUCUUCUGGGGCUUUGGCUGCGCGACGCAAGCACGCGUCGCCAACCACUUGGGUGCCGGUCACCCCAUCUCGGCGCAGAAGAUCUCGCUCAUGGGCUUCACGUGCACGCUCCUCACCGGCGUCGUGCUGGCGGCCAGCGUCUUUCUGCUCCGAAACGAAAUCUUCCGCUUGUACACGUCCGAUAGCGAGCUCCUCGGCAUGUGCAUCCUCGUGCUCCCGCUUUUCCUCCUCGGCUUCACGCUCGAGUCCCUCGAGAUGUCGAUCCAAGCGAUGCUCAACGGCAUGGGCCAGACGCACAUUGCGACGUACGUCUCGUUCUUUGCGUCGUGGUUUGUGCAGCUGCCGGUCUGCUACCUCCUUGCAAUCGCGCUCGACUGGGGUUUUGUCGGCAUUUGGUAUGGCACGUGCAUCACCGAGAUCUUCAAGCUCACGAUCUUCGGCAUCAAGUACCUCGGCAUCGACUGGAACGACAUGGCGCUCCAGGCGCUGCAGUCCAUGGAGGUCAAGGAAGACGACGACUCGACCGAGGAGCUCAACGCGAUGGACUUCAACCUCCCGGUCGGCUACGUGCUCUCGUCGCCGGCGUCGGCCGUGCUCUCGUCGUCCGCGACGCCGCGCCGCCGCCGCGGCUCGACCCACUCGUACCAUGAUGUGAACGAAGCGUAGUAGAUAUAUUAGAUGAACCAACUUGAUAAAUCCAGCAGUGUGCAUACUGUGUUGUCGCGAAA
Saprolegnia diclina VS20 is the source of this 1659-nucleotide messenger RNA. RefSeq lists its product as hypothetical. The coding region runs from base 17 to 1597 and encodes 526 amino acids. The record is from RefSeq and is a predicted model, not a curated record. Gene Ontology annotation, cellular component: membrane. The transcript is spliced from 2 exons. Gene Ontology annotation, biological process: transmembrane transport. Lineage: Eukaryota; Oomycota; Saprolegniomycetes; Saprolegniales; Saprolegniaceae. Gene Ontology annotation, molecular function: xenobiotic transmembrane transporter activity; antiporter activity.